Molecule: messenger RNA, 2664 nt
Organism: Oreochromis niloticus (Nile tilapia)
Lineage: Eukaryota; Metazoa; Chordata; Actinopteri; Cichliformes; Cichlidae
Product: low affinity immunoglobulin gamma Fc region receptor II-a
Exons: 6
Coding region: 53-1042 (329 amino acids)
Source: RefSeq, a predicted model, not a curated record
CCUCCGUGACCGAGUUAAAGUGAAGCUUCUGUUGCCCGUAGAACCUUUGAUCAUGGGGAGUGGAAAGCAUUUGCUGCUCAUUGCAGUGUUGCCACUCCUGGUAAGAUGUCAAAAACCACAAGUUUUGAUGGUACCUGCAUUGAGAAAGGCCUUCAUUGGGGAUACAGUUUACUUAAAAUGCAAUACAAGUGCAAGCCCAGUGACAUGGCACAAACCUAAUGGUGAGCGAAUCGUCGGAGAAGACCCUUUGAAAGUGGAAAUUAAAAACUCAAAUGACGGAGGCUCUUAUUGGUGCGAGACCAGUGGGACAAAGAGUGACCCUGUUUUAGUCAAUGUCAUGGAAUCUGGUCUCAGCGCUUCACUCACCAUUGAGACAGGCCAUCAGAACAUGUGGAAGGGAGGUGCAGUUAUCCUGAAGCUUGAAAAUGAGGAUGGUCUGCAAGGGUGGAGGUGCUGGGUGUACAGGGGUGGAGAAAAGCCAGUCAUGGUUUCACUGAAAUUGGAGGGCGUCAGUAACAGUAUGGUGUUUCAAACUGCUGACCUCAAUGUCGAUGAGACUAUUUACUGGUGUACGGAUAAGGGUCGAACUCAGAGAAGUAACCAAGUAAUUCUCACCACCUCUGAUGCAUGGGAGGCUCCAGUACCACCUGAGGAGGGGGGUAAGGUGGGGAUAGUGUUGGGGAUAUUGUUGGUGUUGCUGGGGAUGUUGGUGGUGAUAGUGGUGGUAGGUUUACGACGUAGGAGAAGAAGUGAGGAAGGGCGGAUUUAUGAGGAUGUGGCGAUGAGAUCAAAAGAGCGAGGUGAUGACAAGUAUGAAACUCUGGAGAAGGCAUCUGGGAGGGAGCGCGAGUACGACACCCUUGCAGGAGCAUCAGGCGGAGAGCCGAAAGGUGGAGAAUAUGAACCACUGAAGCAAGGCGAAACGAAAGAGGGGGUAUACCACACUUUAGGGGCGGAAGGUGCGGCGGGUGGAGAGGGUGGAGAGGGUGGAUACGAAGCACUGAAGAAAAGCGAAAUGAAAGGGGGGUAUACCACGCUUUAGGGGCGGAAGGUGCAGCAGGUGGAGAGGGUGGAUACGAAGCACUGAAGAAAGGCGAAAUGAAAGAGGGGGUAUACCACGCUUUAGGAGCGGAAGGUGCAGCAGGUGGAGAGGGUGGAUACGAAGCACUGAAGAAAGGCGAAAUGAAAGAGGGGGUAUACCACACUUUAGCGGUGGAGGGUGCAGCAGGCGGAGAGGGUGGAUAUGAAGCAGUAGGGAGGAAGGAUAAGCCCAGUGAGUCUGCAACAGCGGGCGAAUGAAUAAAAAAGGAGCUGCGCCACUGCAGGAGAAACAGGUUUAAUGCUGCAAACCUAAACCAUGCGGAUGUGUUGAUCUCGAUCCCAAAGUUAAGAUUCCUUGAUUUGAAUGAAUGUUUAAGAAAUCUGACAAACUCCAGGUGUCUUUCAGGCGUGAAAGUGUCAAUACAGAUUGAGAAUUUAUAAUAAGUAAUGAAAAUAAAUCUGCGGGAGACUGUAGGGAACAGCUGGAGUGAGGUUUUUAUAAUAACAAUUUUUUCAAUGGCAGGGAAAAAUGUUUCUGAUAUAUUAAUUAAAUCAAAUGACACAGAGUAAAAUUUCAGCAAAAUCCAAAAGAGCAGCAAACACUUUGUGACACCAAGUCAACAAACAAGCAACACAUCCACACUUUACAGUUUAAUGUCUACAAAUAGUCUGCUUUAUUAACUGAUCAUUUCCUUCAGCUUUGAUGCUACAAGCUAAUAUUUGCAGUGCUAACUAUAGCGUUUCCGCUUACAUCAUUGCACGUUAUUAAUUCAUCUCACAGGAACCAAAUGGUUAGUUUAGGCAUCAUCACAUGAUUUAGAUUUCUCCAUCAUAUUUUUAAUGUACUGUAUAAUGAGCAUUUCCCAAAGCUGAGGGAUUUUUUUGUGAUAUAUAGCAAAAAAAAUUUUUAUAUGGCCGUAAUUAGCUCAUCAGCAAUGGGAUAAAUAUUUUGCACUGUGAGAUUCCUUUUAGCACUUAAGCCACUUUCUUAAAUGAUACUAUGUGAUAUUUUGAUAGGUCAAUAUCAGAUAAACUGUUUUACAAAAAUGGUAUCAUCAUUUUUUGAGAAUGGAAGCUACAGCCUGAGAGUACUGUGAGUCAAGCUCCACGUUCAGUUAUUAAGUGUUUUUGAACUGUUCCUUGUAUGAAAAUGAAACCGUAUAUCAAUAUCAAUAACAUUUUUCUCUCAAUAAAAUCACAUAUACAACGCAGGUGUUUGUGGCUAAAUGUGUUGCAGCCAGCCUAUUUGACUGGUUUUAUUGACACUGUUUUAUUACUUUUUCUCUUCUGAAAUGCUGGAAUGAGACUAUAAGAUUUUUUUUUUUCAUUUUGUUAAAAGGAAAAAGUUUUGCCUUGUUUUUGCUGUUUUGGAAAUGUUUUGCUUUCAGGGAUUUUUUGUUGUUGUUUUUGUACAUAUUAUUUAAUAUUCUGUGCUGAAAGACUGUACACGAUUCAAGAUUCAAAGAUUCAAAGCGUUUAUUGUCAUGUGUGCAAAGAAAAAGCAUUUCUCUGUACAAUGAAAUUCUUUCUCUGCUGUCCACACGCAGAUACUGGUUAAUAUGUACAAACAGAUAAAAUACAAAUAGCAGGAAUAAAGGCUUGAGAUUAUAUUAUUACUACAAA